This is a messenger RNA of Linum trigynum, 3027 nucleotides long. Lineage: Eukaryota; Viridiplantae; Streptophyta; Magnoliopsida; Malpighiales; Linaceae. The record is from the annotation of a GenBank genome assembly.
AUGUCCGGCCGCGAGAAAGAGAAGGGUGUUAACGUUCAAGUCCUGCUUCGUUGCAGGCCGUUUAGCGAGGAUGAGCUGAGGAGCAAUGCGCCGCAGGUGGUGACUUGCAAUGAUUACCAGAGAGAAGUGGCGGUUUCACAGAAUAUCGCCGGGAAGCAUAUAGACCGAGUUUUCACAUUCGACAAGGUCUUCGGUCCUUCAGCUAAGCAAAGGGACCUCUAUGACCAGGCAGUAGUACCUAUUGUAAACGAAGUUUUGGAAGGUUUUAACUGUACCAUUUUUGCAUAUGGUCAAACUGGUACAGGUAAGACGUACACCAUGGAGGGAGAAUGCAGGAGGGCAAAGAGUGGGCUUAAUGGAGAACUGCCCCAAGAAGCAGGAGUUAUUCCUAGAGCCGUCAAGCAAAUUUUUGAUACACUUGAAGGCCAGAAUGCCGAAUACAGUGUGAAAGUUACUUUCUUGGAGCUUUACAACGAGGAAAUCACUGAUUUGCUUGCCCCAGAAGAAAUUUCUAAGGUAGCUUUGGAGGAGAAGCAAAAGAAGCCGUUACCACUUAUGGAGGAUGGGAAAGGUGGAGUUCUUGUUAGAGGUCUGGAAGAAGAAAUAGUGACAAGUGCAAGCGAGAUUUUCACUCUUCUGGAAAGAGGUUCUUCAAAACGCCGAACUGCCGAGACCUUACUAAACAAACAAUCCAGUCGUUCGCAUUCUCUCUUUUCCAUUACAAUCCACAUCAAAGAACCGUCUCCUGAGGGCGAGGAACUAAUCAAAUGUGGGAAACUGAAUUUGGUGGAUCUAGCUGGUUCAGAAAAUAUUUCCCGGUCUGGUGCCAGAGAGGGCCGAGCCAGAGAAGCUGGUGAAAUUAACAAAAGUUUGCUUACACUGGGCCGAGUCAUUAAUGCUCUCGUGGAGCAUCUUGGACAUAUUCCAUACAGGGACAGCAAGCUCACUAGAUUGCUUCGUGAUUCACUUGGGGGAAGAACAAAAACCUGCAUUAUAGCCACUGUUUCCCCUGCUGUUCACUGCUUGGAAGAGACAUUGAGUACACUGGAUUAUGCACACCGAGCCAAGCAUAUCAAGAAUAAACCAGAGGUGAACCAGAAAAUGAUGAAAUCAACCCUUAUCAAGGAUCUUUAUGGUGAAAUUGAUAGACUGAAGGCAGAGGUUUAUGCUGCUCGUGAAAAGAAUGGUGUCUACAUCCCUAAGGAACGAUACUAUCAAGAGGAGUCGGAAAGGAAGGCUAUGGCUGAUCAGAUAGAACAAAUGGGGAUCACUAUAGAAACUCAUCAGAAGCAACUUGAGGAAUUGCAAGAGAAGUAUGAUGUACAAGUUCGGCAGUGUUCUGAUCUAAGUACCAAACUUACUCACACAGAGAAAAACUUGUUGGAAACAAGCAGAUUGCUAGCUUAUACCGAAGAAGAACUGAAAAAGUGUCGUUAUGCACUGAACGAAAGGGAUUUCGUCAUUUCUGAACAGAGAAAAGCUGAAAAUGCUUUGACUCAGCAAGCUUGUGCUUUGCAGUCCGACUUAGAGAAAGCUCUAAAAGACAAUACUUCGUUGUUUGAAAAGAUAGGUAGGGAAGACAAACUGCAUUCUGAUAAUAGAUCAGUAGUCAACAGUUUCCAUUCAGAGCUCUGUCAGCAGAUUGGUUGUCUUCGUAGCAUAGUUGCAAACUCAAUUUCUCAGCAGGACGAGCAUCUGCAGUGUGUUGGCAAACUCUGUAAUUCUUUUAGGGAGACCCAUGACAAGGUGGUUAAGGAAAUGAAGAAGAAAUUGACAAACACGAGGACAGUAUACAUGUCCCACAUUGAAGCAUUGCAAAAUGUGGUUCGUCUGCACAAGUCGAAUUCUGUUGCUGGCCUUGAUGAGAUCUCAACUUUGGCUUCCUCCAAUGCGCAGUCUAUUGAAGAUUAUCUAGCUUCAGAGGGUGUCCAAGCGGCUUCUGUAUUUGAUGAUCUCCAGAACGCUCUCUCAGCUCACCAGGGUGAAAUGGCCAUUUUCGCAAGGGAGCUACGUCAGAGAUUCAAUUCAAGUAGCGAGCAAACAAAGCAGAUUUCAGAUUACACAGAUGGAUUCCUUAGCAAACUAAUGGACCAAUCCAAAACUAUCCAAAAUCAUGUGACGGGAGUUGACAAUAUCCAAAUGAAGAGCAUUGCUGAUUUUCAGAAAGCUUAUGAGGAACAAUCCAAAUCUGAUGCAGAGAAGUUUCUUGUCGAUAUCAGCAAUCUUUUUUCUAAUCACAUUCUCCGACAAAAAGAGCUGGUGAAUACAAGGCUUGAUGGUCUCAGAGAAGCAGCUGUUGAAAACCGGUCAUUUAUGGAUGGCCAAGUUUCUUCAUUGAAGAAUAUUACCACGGAAGCGAAACGAAAGUGGCAGGAGUUCUGCGUCCAAGCUGAAAGUGACGCCAAGGGUGGUGCAGAUUAUUCUGCUGCAAAACAUUGUCGCAUGGAGAUACUCCUGCAGCAAAGUGUGACCAAUGCCGAAUCAGCUUUCCAGCACUGCAAAAAGACUCGUGACUCUGUGAACGAAAUGUGCACCAAGCACGUCUCGUCUUUGUCUUCCCUCGUCAGAGAUGCAACUGAUGACAUCGAGCAGCACGAUGCUGAUAUUGAUUCAGCAAGGACAGCAGCCGAGCAAGAUGUAGCAACGAAUAACCAAGAAAUUCUUCAGCACAUUGAUGGUAUGUCAGCCCAAGAACGGGAAUCAGUUUCAGGCAUAUUGGGCACCGUCGAAGCACACACGAAAACGCUGGAGACAUUCCGGGAGGAUCACUCCGGCCAAGCGGCAGUUAUGGAGAAAAAAUCACAAGAAACCUUCCAGCAGCACUUUAUGGAUUAUGAUCCAACGGGGACGACUCCGAUGAGGACAGAGCCCGAUGUUCCAAGCAAGGGGACAAUCGAAUCCCUAAGAGCAAUGCCGAUGGAAGCAUUAGUGGAGGAAUUCCGGGAGAACAACUCUUACGACUCGUUUGAGGUGAAGGAACCCAAAACAUCUCUCGUCCCACGCUCGCCGCUCGCCGAGAUCAAUUAG